Alternaria ethzedia is the source of this 3819-nucleotide messenger RNA. RefSeq lists its product as uncharacterized. The record is from RefSeq and is a predicted model, not a curated record. The coding region runs from base 1 to 3819 and encodes 1272 amino acids. Lineage: Eukaryota; Fungi; Ascomycota; Dothideomycetes; Pleosporales; Pleosporaceae. The transcript has 9 exons.
AUGUCGGCCCCGCGCGGCGUCACGUCGCAGAUGGCGAACGAGGUCGACCGUAGCGCCCAGCGAGAGCAACCACCUUCUCUUGCAGACCUUCCUUGGAACAAUCCCGCCGUGACGUACACACCCGCACACUACACGCGUCGAAAUCUGCUGCAGGACCGGCUUUUGCAGAGCAACGAAUAUCAUCGCCGGCGAGUCAGGGCAGUCAUUGAGUUCUCCAGAGAUUUAUUGAUGCGGCUUGGACAGAACCAGGACGAUGACGACCUGAUACUAUACAUGAUAUCCAAAGAUCGCCUUCACGACGCAUGGAUUGAUAUCUUCCUUACAACGCCUGACUACUAUCUGCAGAUGGCACCAGCUGAGAUUCAAGAAGUAUACCAUAAGCAGAUUGCAUCAAUGUCAAAUGGGGUAAAGAUCAACGAGGAGUAUACCCUGGGUCGACCGAGAAAGCGAAAAGCUUCUGAAACUGAGAACGGGGUCCAAGUACUUCGCACAGCUAAUGCAGUUAACAACGCAGAAGGACAAGUGCAUGAGUCUGGUAAGCGACCCCACCACGAGAUCUCCGCACUGGCAGAAGAAUCACAGUCUCAGCAUCGCUCGUCACUACCCUCCGAGAGUCUACUUUCAGCUUGUUCGUCGCAGGAGCUGGACCGCAUCUUAGACAUGUUCAUGCCAGCUCUGAGCGCUCAAGUUGCUAUCCCCACAAAUGAUCCGAUAGCGUCUGCGCCAGAGCCGGUGCUCAACGCGAUGGCGGUCGCACCGGCAGUGGUAGUAGCACCUCCAAGUCAGCCCGUGAUCCCGGUAGCUAUGCCUCCAACAGGCGUAACCCCCCAGCCUGGCUUAGCGGACCCCAUUGCUGCUUACAUGGCUGGUAACCCCUUCAGAAACACACAAGAUAUCGCCGGUCAGGGAUGUGCAGGCAUUGCAAUGUCCCGUGGUCAGAUCCGUGCCUUUGUCGAGAUUCAAGGUAGACCAUUGGCAAGCCUUCCACCCGCGGCCAACUCCCACCAUCGUCAUGAGCUGAGGGGUGUGGCUCCACCAAAAACGGUUGAUCCUACUUUGAUCAACUGUGUCACGACUGCGCAGGAAAUUCUCACUGUAAGUCUACUGCUCCGAUCUGAAAAGCGCUCACUGAUACUCGAUCAGUUUCUUCCAUUUCAGACCGUGAACUACGAGCUCUGGGAUCGCAUUCGGAAGUCCUGGGCCCCAAAGGCAAUCGCUGAUCUCAUAGCCUAUGUUCGUCAGCUACGCUCGGGUAAGAGCUUCCACCGGACGACCUUCCACCACUAUCACGAUAACCGACCGGAAGACAUACCAGAGCAUACUUUCACCACGAACGUACCUUCAAACAUGUCACCGAGAGGGAAACUGGACAAAGAUGCCCGCACCUGGCCUCUUCACGACUACUUCCUUUACCAUCUGGGGGACGGAGUAGUGCAUUACCCCGCUGGUCGCAACGCACAGCUCAUGACGCACUGCGUUUGGCAUGUGCGGAAUGUAUCCCAUGACAUGGAUGUCAAGAUGUCGGAGAUCGUCCAGUAUGCAGCGAAGCACGGCAUAUCCGUUCCCGCUGCGGAUCUGAUUCAGCCGGACACAAACGUGGUAUUGGAAGACACGCCUUCGCCGGCCUUCCUUGCUAUGAUCCACAAACAUUUUGUGAGCAACUCCAACAUCGCCCAAACAAGAGCAAGCGACAUUAUGAAUCAGAAUAACGACCUCGCGAAUAGUGCGGCGUCUCCUUCAGGUGGCUCAGGCUACACGCUGAGUCACAUCGUCAGUCAUGGCGGUGAUAACCCUACUCAAGUCCAAGACUAUCAAGCGUCAGAUGAACUGACUCGCAACGGACUGCGCGCUGAGGCAGCGUUCAAUACACCCAUGGUCCAGCUGAUCAUCAAGGACUUCUGCGACUUGAGCGAGCGACUGGAGCAGAUCGGGGCCAUGGUUCCCACACAGAGUGGCCUACAUUACUGGGUUAGCGACUCCGCCAACGGAAGGGGUAUCAUCGUUGCCGAGUGUGUCGAACUCUUGAGGUACGCGCCCGGAUACACCGUGCGCGUUCCGCAUGACGUGCGAUUAGCAUUUGAAGCCCUCAACACCCUCGAACUCGUAAACCAAGCUAUGUAUCACAGCCUCUCGGGGUAUCUACGAUACCUCGAAGCCCAACAGCCGGCGCAGGCUCUCCAAGCUUACCAACCACCACCACCACCUAUUCUACUUAAACGCCAGGACCAGAUCGUUGUACCGCAAGGACCUAGAACGUCCGGCGUUCGGUCCAGUGGUUCCGCUGGUAUCCAUCGGUACGAGUGGCCAGAGUCUCGUAAACUUGCCUGGCUUUGCAUCACCCCACGUAUGGUUCUACCUGAGAAGGCUUUAGAAUCUUCAUACUGUUCCUUCAACAGCGUAGCGCUGUGGGACCAUGUUGACGUCCGACUGAUUGGACCCAACAUCGAGGUGACUCUUGUGGAGAUCGCUGCGCUUAGUGUAGGCGAUUUACGGGCCCAUUCCGCCGGCAGUAUGAAGAAGCAUCGACGAGAUGCUCGUAGUCACAUUUGCGCCGCCGCCGGUCUUACGCUCUCUGCGAUCAAUACCGAUCGUGUGAACUCAACUACUGAGUUCUGCGAUCUUCGCGACUGCUUCCUUGUCAGCCUGGGCGACGGACUAGUAUACUGGCCUGGAGGAGCUGAUCAGGGGGUGCUGACCCUUGCUGUCUGGCACGCUCGUCGACACGGCCAUAAUAACGUACGACUAUCUCAACUUGAGCGUUACGUCGAACAAGUACAAGAGGAAAUGGUUAAACUAUAUGGUCCUCUUCCACAGCCUAGUCCCCUUGGUCUCUAUCAGACUGAUUUCCAGGCGCUGGAGCGAAUCUUUCCGCAGCAGACUUACGAUGCGACUCGGGUUCAUGAUCCAACGUACGAUGUCGUCCGAAAGUGGUGGGCAGCGGGACGACUUUUGCCAGACCCUAUACGGCGGAAGAGCGAUGCAGACACCUAUGACGGGUCUCUAGACCUCUUCCAGCGCACAAUGCUCGGUAUACCUAGCACAACAAUGUCGGAGGACUGCUAUGUGAACGCAAUUGCCCCUCCAGGGGAGUAUAUGCGCCACCUGAGCGAAAGCACCACAUACCUGGAUGUACAAGGACUAUUCACAGGCCCAGGAGAGUACGAUACCUACUUUGAUGACACGAACUCUCUGGGAGUUGGGGGAGAGAACUUCGGCCUCGAGAGCUGGAAUACGGCGUCCAGCAAGCCCGCGAUCGUCAACCGUUCACAGUGCACUUCGAAGCGCACCGCUCAAGUCCCGCGCGCGACGACCAACCAGGCCACGAUCAGCUCCAGCAUCAACACCGCCUUUCCAGCAUACGACUUUGACUAUGCGAUAGCUUAUCCGCAUAGGAUAGACGAAUUCGAAAACGCUACACCGCCCUUCCCAUACCCGCAGUCGCUUGCAGGAGACAUCACAGACGUCGGCUUUGAUACUCUCAAUCAACAAAUCCGGAGACGUCCGCAGCUGGGCUUCGACGAGAGGAGCCACGGACAGUUCGCAUCUAAGUCAUUUUCUCGUCUUCAGAAGCCUCGGAAUAACAUUGCACCUACGGGGCUCACUCUUCCGCAGGAUUCAGCCCAAACGUUCCUCUCUCCAGAUCCGUUCCACAGCGCACAGCCUCAACUUCUCCCCGAUUGGAAGGGCGCACCGGUGCCAGAGAAGAACACUGUGAAGGAGGACUCUAGUCGGAUGAUGGCGAAGGAAACGUGGUUGUCUUUGCUGUGGCACACCAGCAUAGAACUCACCGACUGGGUGAGCGCCGCGCACUGUUUGUAG